UUUCCAGAGAAAUACGUAGAUGGAGAAGGUGGUCCCACAAAGCCAUGGAAAUCGUCACUUUAUUACGGUUAAAAUUUGAUCAUCACUCACAGUAAGCGCCAUUUCCUGUUCCUCACUCUUCCAAUACACAAACUCAAUUAACACUCAAAUCUGCUUGAGGAGCUCAUCUUUGUAGUAGUAGUAUUUGAUACUGGUUCUCGCUUCAAUCAGCUUCAUCAACAAAUAGAGAUAACGAAGGGGAUGUAAUGGAAGAAGAUGUUAUGGGUAACAAUGAAGAUACUGCUGGUAUAGACAAAGAUAACAAAAGAGACUCACUGGGUAAAGAUGAAUAUGAAGGAAAUGACGAAGAAAAGAAUAUAGAAAAAUUGGAAGCAAUUACAAAUCAAACGACCAAAAAAUCUAUGAAAGGGAAUACACGGAAGAGAAAGGCAAAUGAAAACCCUGAAGGAAAGGGUGAAAUUAAGCAGGUUCUGAAGAAAGUAGCUUCUGAAGGCAAGGUUAAUGAGUACUGUGGAAACUUGGCGCACAAAGGUGACAAUGAUCAGGAUUCUAAGGCAACAGAAAUGGGAAAUUUAGUCUCCACAUGUGAUGAUGAAAGCUCUAAGAAGGUUACCCCUGGAGAUGAAGCUAAGAUGAGCCCUGAGAAAUUGUCUAGUGAAGGCAGAGACAUUCCUGAGCAGGUUGAUAGCAUGGGUAUGAUAUUCAUGUGCAAUUCUGAGACAAAGAAGGACUGCUAUGGGUACAAGGUUGUGGGACUCCCAGCAAACAAGAGAGAGAUGGUUGAAAAAGUUUAUAAAGGGAUGAAACUCUUUCUAUAUGACGUUGAUUUGAAAUUGAUGUAUGGGAUCUACAAAGCUGCAGAAAAUGGCGGUUUUAGCAUUGAACCCAAGGCAUUUAAGUCUCAAUUCCCAUCCCAGGUUCGUUUUUCCAUUGUUGAUGAUUGCUUACCAUUAGCAGAGGAGAAAUUUAGGGAAGUGAUUAAAACAAACUAUUACACGAAGACAAAGUUUGAUUGCAAAUUGACCUCUGAACAGGUGAACAAUUUGUGUAAGCUUUUCAUUUCUGCUAGCAAAGCGUCGGGUAUACAACUCAAAUCAGAGACCAGUACUAUGGACAAGACGAGUUUAACUAAGGGGCGGCACAUGGAUAAAAGUAGACAGCCUGAACAUGUUCGACAAACUAAAUGGAUGGAAGUGCCUAGGUACCACUCACAUCCACAUAUGCUGGAAAGGGAUGUAGUUACAACUCCAUUGCUGCCAUUAGCUUGGCCUCAAAAUUCACUACCACUUCUUGCUGGUCAAUCACAUAACAGAACUUUGGAAAACGGUGUUUAUGGAUGUGACACAUUGACACAUAAUCGUGAUACUUCCAGAGAGGGACGACUGGUGGAGCCUCAUGAUUCUUAUAGGCGGGACAAACUGCUAAAUCCUGAUAUUUACAGAGGAGAGGCUUUAGCAGUGCAUUAUGAUUAUCCCAGACAGGAUGGAUUAGUAGAGCAUCGCGAAUAUCAGCUAGUAAAUGUGGAAGCAGGACUCCAGGAUGUUGUAAACCAUCAUCCCUAUGCUUUAUACUCUGAGAAUUUGUCCUCCCAAGAUCCUGUGUACUCGCCACAUCCCACGUAUAAUCCUCCACCAGGCUUACGACCUGAAUACCGUCUCGGUAGCCUAUUAAAUGAGUAUAGUUCUACCAGAGGCAUCCCUCCUGCGUACCAUUCAUCACCAAACUCUCUGCCCGCGUCCCAUUUUCAUCAACCCGUAUACUCCCAAGAUCCUGUGUACUCGCCACAUCCCACGUAUAAUCCUCCACCAGGCUUACGACCUGAAUACCGUCUCGGUAGCCUAUUAAAUGAGUAUAGUUCUACCAGAGGCAUCCCUCCUGCGUACCAUUCAUCACCAAACUCUCUGCCCGCGUCCCAUUUUCAUCAACCCGUAUACUCCCAAGAUCCUGUGUACUCGCCACAUCCCACGUAUAAUCCUCCUCCAGGCUUACGACCUGAAUACCGUCUCGGUAGCCUAUUAAAUGAGUAUAGUUCUACCAGAGGCAUGCCUCCUGAGUACCAUUCAUCUCCAAACUCUCUGCCCGCGUUCCAUUAUCAUCAACCCAUAUACUCCCAAGAUCCUGUGUACUCGCCACAUCCCAUGUAUAAUCCUCCACCAGGCUUACGACCUGAAUACCGUCUCGGUAGCCUAUUAACUGAGUAUAGUUCUACCAGAGGCAUGCCUCCUGAGUACCAUUCAUCUCCAAACUCUCUGCCCGCGUUCCAUUAUCAUCAACCCGUAUACUCCCAAGAUCAUCUGUAUUCGCCACAUCCCACGUAUAAUCCUCCUCCAGGCUUACGACCUGAAUACCGUCUUGGUAGCCUAUUAAGUGAGUACAGUUCUACCAGAGGCAUGCCUCCUGAGUACCAUUCGUCUCCAAACUCUCUGCCCGCGUUCCAUUAUCAUCAACCCGUAUACUCCCAAGAUCAUCUGUAUUCGCCACAUCCCACGUAUAAUCCUCCACCAGGCUUACGACCUGAAUACCGUCUUGGUAGCCUAUUAAGUGGGUACAGUUCUACCAGAGGCAUGCCUCCUGAGUACCAUUCAUCUCCAAACUCUCUGCCCGCGUUCCAUUAUCAUCAACCCGUAUACCGAUAUUAGGUUCUGUCAAAGGAUUUUGCAGCUUGUUCUAUAAACCCAUGGAAUUUACAAGUUGGAUCCUUAAUUACAUGACCGUGAGUCAAGCUGAGCUUAGAGUGGACCUAAUGGUAAUUUUUUUGUUUGUUUGAAAAUUCAGUAUAUACCAUUUGUGGAAGAUUGAUUCUAGUUCUGAAACUUCUGGAAAAGGUAGAUGAACUCAACUGUCUCACCAAAUGAGAGAUCAUUGUUCUAUUUUAAUUGACAUGUUUGCCAGAAGAUGCUUGAGGAUAUUUUACAGAUGAGGCUUCAUUUGCUCAGAACUUUCAGUAGUAUCUUAUACUUUUGGCUAGUCUUCCUUUGACAUGGUGAUAAUAGACAGUUAAGGCACUGCUAUAAAAAUUGUGGUCUAGGACUCACAAUACAGAGACUAAUGACUAAACAAAGGAGGUCUAGGCCUCAGUUCAUCAGUCUGCAAUCUUAACAAGAUAGGAGUAACAAAAACCCUUAUCACUCUAGCUACCCAUGCACUUAAAAAUUAUUGUAAAUUGUUAAUUAAGAGGUAGUUUGUUUCUCAAAUUGUACAGUAACAUCUAUUAAUUUGUUGGUACAGUCUUACGCCUUACUUGAGAAAACAACCAGAGACAAAUAACUUGAUUUGAUUAUCCAUGAAAGAACAGAUCCUAGCUCAA
This is a messenger RNA of Solanum tuberosum (potato), 3307 nucleotides long. Its product is annotated as adhesive plaque matrix protein-like. The record is from RefSeq and is a predicted model, not a curated record. Bases 246 to 2639 code for a protein of 797 amino acids. NCBI's taxonomy places the organism in Eukaryota, Viridiplantae, Streptophyta, Magnoliopsida, Solanales, Solanaceae. The transcript is spliced from 5 exons.